AUGUUUAAAGACAUGUCUUUUAUGUUCCCUCUGGCAACAGUCAAUUUAACUAAUACUAGGAUUAGAACACUCACGAACCUGAUUGAAUCAAAUGGAGGACAAAUGAAACUCGGUCCAGACACACUAAUGAUUGUUGGCUCUGAUGCAACAGUAGAAUUAUGUCAGAAAUAGUUUGCAAAAUUUAAUCUUGAUUUUGAAUAAUAUCGGUAUUAGUUUCUAAAUGCCGAUUGGGUAUCCUAAUCGUUAUUAAAUAAAAAACUGCAAGAACAGAAGAAGUUUCAGUUGUUCCCUGAAGUAGAAUUUCAGCCAGUCUUAGAGGAAGUUCCAGAAAUCAAAACAAAACUAGUUUAUGUAGAAGCUUUGGCUAAGACCGUGCCAGUGAGAGAAGAGGUGGUUGAGUAAGAUGAUGGAGACAUAUGCAUUUACAAUAUCAAAGAUAAUGAGUUAAGAAAUAAGUAUGAGAAAAGGAUGGAAGAAUUUAGAAGGGAUAUUAUUAAGGAAUAUAAGUAAAUAUUAGAUUAUGAGUAUGAUUAUGAUUUGGAUAAUUUCCAUAAUCAGGUGGAUGAUGGUUAUGAGUAUUUAUUGGAGGAUUUAUCUAUUCUGAAAAAAGAAGAGCCUCAAAUACCUGAGUCUGAGAAAUUCUAUGGUGAUGAUGAUUGCUAGAUAACUGAAACUAGAAAAGUUAAAUUUGAUAUUUUGGAUGGAUUGGAUUUAGGAAAAUCAGUUGUUAAUGUUGAAUAACCCAUAUUGUCUGCUUAAUUAAAGGAAACCAAAUAAUUUAAUCCAGGAUUAAAAAGAAAAUAGUAAUUUUGGGAAGCAAAAAAGGGAUAUUUUGUUUGUGAAGCUGGUGCUGCUCAAAAGUGUCAAAAUAAUGAGAUUAUUGAAGAGUUGGAGAAACUGUUGAAAAUAUAUACAAAUGACAAAGAUAAAGGAAGAUGUAUAGCUUACAGGAAGGCUAUUGGAUUCUUAAAAGCACUGCCAUAUCCAAUCAAAUCUAGUGAUGAUUUAAAGGAUAUGCCUACAAUAGGAGAUAAAAUUAAGAAGAAGAUAAUCGAAAUUAUGUAAACUGGUAAAUUGACUAAAGUAUAAAAAUUGGAAGGAUAAGAAAAAAAUGUUGCCAUCAGCGAAUUAACGAGAGUUUGGGGUAUUGGACCUACCACUGCGGCGACCUUUUAUUUCAAAGGAAUAAGAACUCUGGAGGAUUUGCAAAAGAAUCAACAUUUACUAAAUAGAAAUCAAUAAGUUGGAUUGCAAUUAGUGAAAGAUUUAGAAUAAAGGAUUCCAAGAGAGGAAGCUACCUUAAUAUUUGAGAUAGUGAAGAGAGAAAUCGAUGAUUUAAGUGGAGUCCAAGGAUUAUUUAAGGCCACUGCUUGUGGAUCUUAUAGAAGAGAAAAGGAAACAUGUGGAGAUAUGGAUAUUUUAAUUACAAGGUGUGAUGGUAAAAAUACUGAGGAUUUCCUAUUAAAUUUGAUCAAAAGAUUGGAGGGGAAAUUGUUAACUCAUCAUCUGACAAUGCCAAAAAGAACUGAACAUGAUUGUGAAACUUAUAUGGGAAUUGGAAGAGUAUCUAAUUAAGCUGUGCAUAGAAGGAUUGAUUUAAAACUAUAUCCUAAGGAACAGUAUGGUUGUGCAGUUUUGUACUUCACUGGCUCUGACCAUUAUAAUAGAAGCAUGAGAUUGUGGGCUCAGAAAAAUGGAUAUACUUUAAGUGAUCAUGGACUCUACCCUACUCAGAGAGGUGCUCAUAAUAAGAAGUUGUGGAAAGGAGAAGUGAUACCAUGCGAAGAAGAAAUGGAUGUGUAUAAGAUUUUAGGAUUGAAGUACAAACCCCCGAAGGAGAGAUCGGUAUGA
Messenger RNA from Paramecium octaurelia, 1851 nucleotides. The record is from the annotation of a GenBank genome assembly. Lineage: Eukaryota; Ciliophora; Oligohymenophorea; Peniculida; Parameciidae.